Molecule: messenger RNA, 1527 nt
Organism: Pediculus humanus corporis (human body louse)
Lineage: Eukaryota; Metazoa; Arthropoda; Insecta; Psocodea; Pediculidae
Product: Dihydrolipoyl dehydrogenase, putative
Exons: 13
Coding region: 1-1527 (508 amino acids)
Cellular component (GO): mitochondrion; oxoglutarate dehydrogenase complex
Molecular function (GO): flavin adenine dinucleotide binding; dihydrolipoyl dehydrogenase (NADH) activity
Source: RefSeq, a predicted model, not a curated record
AUGCAAUCAAAAGUUUUAAGUAAUGUUUGGCCUGUUCUACGGCCAAAAAUUUUUCAACCGAGUUCUCCACAACUAUGGACAUUAGGAAAAAGACUUUAUUCAAACGGAGAUGAGGCUGAUUUGGUGGUUAUUGGUGCUGGGCCUGGAGGGUAUGUUGCAGCUAUUAAAGCAGCACAAUUAGGGAUGAAAACUGUUUGCGUAGAGAAAAAUGAUACUUUGGGUGGAACUUGCCUAAAUGUCGGAUGUAUUCCAUCAAAAGCUUUACUAAACAAUUCUCAUUAUUAUCACAUGGCUCAUUCUGGAGAGUUGGGAAAACGAGGAGUCGUUAUUAAUGGAGAUGUUUCUUUAAAUCUAGAUGUACUAAUGGGUACAAAAAGUGAUGCAGUAAAAGCUUUAACUGGAGGAAUAAAAAUGUUAUUUAAAAACAAUAAGGUGUCUCAUAUUCAAGGUCAUGCAAAAAUCACGGGAGCAAAUGAAGUGACUGCAUUAAAAAAAGAUGGAUCGCAAGAAGUUGUUAAAACGAAAAAUAUUCUCAUAGCUACAGGUUCAGAGGUGACUCCUUUUCCUGGAAUCGAAAUCGAUGAAGAGACAAUUGUUAGUUCGACUGGAGCUUUGUCAUUGAAACAAGUUCCCCAAAAGUUAGUCGUGAUUGGAGCAGGUGUCAUUGGAUUAGAAUUGGGAUCCGUUUGGUCGAGGUUGGGUGCAGAAGUAACAGCUGUUGAAUUUUUAAAUUCAAUCGGAGGAGUUGGCAUAGAUGGAGAAGUUGCUAAAUCUUUUCAAAAAAUACUAACAAAACAAGGUCUCAAAUUUAAAUUGGGUACUAAAGUUACCGGAGCCACUAAAUCAGGGAGUGGUAUAACCGUAUCCGUUGAAAAUGUUAAAGAUUCGUCUAAGAAAGAAGAGCUCGAUUGCGAUGUUUUAUUAGUUUGCGUCGGAAGGAGACCAUAUACAGUCAAUUUAGGUCUUGAAGAAAUGGGAAUUGAAAAAGAUGAAAAAGGAAGAAUACCUGUUAAUUCUAGGUUUCAAACCGUUAUACCUAACAUAUUCGCCAUUGGAGAUUGUAUACACGGACCAAUGUUGGCCCACAAAGCUGAAGAUGAGGGAAUUGUUUGCGUGGAAGGAAUCGCCGGUGGUGCAGUUCACAUAGACUACAAUUGUGUUCCGAGUGUGAUUUAUACUCAUCCCGAAGUUGGAUGGGUUGGAAAAUCCGAAGAAGAUCUUAAAAAAGACAGUGUAGAAUAUAAUAUUGGAAAAUUUCCAUUCGCUGCAAAUUCACGAGCAAAAACAAAUAACGACACGGAAGGUUUUGUUAAAGUUUUAGCGGAUAAAAGAACGGAUAAAGUUUUAGGAGUUCACAUUAUUGGUCCCGGUGCUGGAGAAAUGAUAAACGAAUCCGUUUUAGCUAUGGAAUAUGGAGCUUCUUCGGAGGAUGUCGCUCGAGUUUGUCACGCACAUCCGACGUGUUCGGAAGCCUUGAGAGAAGCACAUUUAGCCGCAUAUUUUGGAAAAGCUAUCAAUUUUUCAUAA